AACAUCUUCUCUUACCUCUCGAUAAUCAAUUUACAUUCAAAUUCAACCACCUCUAUUAGUACACACAUCUUUUCACACACACGGUAAGGCAAAAUCAAGUCAAGUCUCUACCAUCAUGCCAUCAAUCGCAUACAUGAACCAAUCCGCUCCCUUCUGGGACUGGGUUGCCAGCCUUGAACAACAAGGCUUUUCCCAGAACCAGAAUGAAGCCAACAAUGAGAACACCGAACGUGGACCCGGCAGCGGCGAAGAGGGCCCCUUUGGUCCACCGCCAUUCGGCUUGUGGGGAUGGGGCCACCCAGGCUUCGGCGGCAGAGGUUUCCCUCAUCGUGGUCCACCACCACCUCCAGGCCCUCCGCCAGCCCCAAAUGCCGGGCACGAAGACGCGGAACAGGGGAAUGAGAAGGAGGGCGAGAAGGACAACGAGGAAGGGCCGUCUGGUAGCCCUAAAUUUGACAAUGAAGAAUUUUCUCGCGGCUGGGGUCGCGGUGGACGUUGUGGAGGCCGACGCGGUCGACACGGCUUUGGCGGCCCUCACGGCCACCAUGGACGCGGAGGCUUUGGGCCACAUCACGGCGGGCCUCGCGGAUGGGGAGGCCCAUGGGGAGGCCGUGGUGGCUCAUUCAACCCCUGGAACUUCGCCGAAGGUGUCUUCGACACCUUCAAGCCCAAGACGAACGACUCCGAAGACUUCGUUCCAGACGCAGAUAUCUUCUCCACCCCCUCUGAGUUUGUUAUCCACAUCUCCCUCCCCGGCGCAAAAAAAGAAGAUGUCGGCGUGAACUGGGAUGCCGAGAAAUCCGAACUGUCCAUCGCCGGAGUGAUCUACCGCCCCGGCGAUGAGGAGUUUUUGAAGACUUUGGAGAUGGGCGAGAGGAGGGUAGGGCCAUUUGAGAGAAAGGUCAGGCUUGGGACGCGCGCGAACCCAGCGCAGGUUGAUGAAGAGGGAAUUACGGCGAAGUUGGAGGAUGGGGUUUUGAGGGUUGAGGUUCCGAAGCGCUUUGAGGGUGGAUUCGUUGAGGUGAGAAAGGUGGAUAUUGAGUAAGGGUUCGUAUGGGUAGGCAAAGAGAGGAAUGAAAAUGCUGUAGUAGGAGGUGGAAAGGGACUGUUCCUUCUUUCGUUUAGCAUUUCGAAAGUGCUUGAAGGAUGUGGGAAGGUAGGUAUAUAGAUUUGUAUGGGGAGUGUCAGUGUAAUAGUAGGUUUAGCUUUUCCUGUAUAUACCCGUCAUUGUUAUUUUAUAUUGUUAUGAUAUCUUUGUCGCGGACCUAGUCUCUACGAAGACUUCGAUCCUCAUAACCCC
Molecule: messenger RNA, 1300 nt
Organism: Lindgomyces ingoldianus
Lineage: Eukaryota; Fungi; Ascomycota; Dothideomycetes; Pleosporales; Lindgomycetaceae
Product: HSP20-like chaperone
Exons: 1
Coding region: 116-1045 (309 amino acids)
Biological process (GO): protein complex oligomerization; response to hydrogen peroxide; response to heat
Source: RefSeq, a predicted model, not a curated record